GAAUUCAAAUCAGGCCUCAGACAUUUGACACUACUAGCUGUGUGACCCUGGACAAGUCACUUAAUCCUCAUUGCCCCACCAAAAAAAAAAUUUUUUUUUAAAGAGUUCUUAUAGAGAUCUUUUCCGCUUUCUUUAAAAUUCAGGCAACCAAAUGGCAAAGCAGAUGGAGGGUUGGACCUGAAUUCAGAAAGCCCUCAGUUCAAAUCUAGCCUCUGACACUUAGCUGUUUGACCCUGGACAAGUGACUUAAAUCUGCCUACCUUAGCUUCCUCAUCUGUAAAAUGGGGAUAAUUUAACCUACCUCUAAGAGCUGUUAUAAGGAUCAAAUGAAAUCGUAUUUGUAAAGUGCUUUGCAACCCUCAAAAUGAUAAAUCAGUGCUAGUGAUUAUUAAUGUUAUUGCUAGGACCAAUUAUAAGUACCUAAGAAUCUGGCUUCUGGGGGGAGGAGAGACAGAAUUUGAGAUUGGAGCACCACUCUGGAUGCUAGUUUCCCAUUUUUCAAAGGAAAUGGUUGAAGUAUAUAGUGUCCAGGAUUCUUUCUGACUUUUGACUUUGGAUGAUCCUGUAAUUCUUUCUUCAUGGUCUAAAGACAGUAGGAUUUGAAAAGGAGACCUUGGUGUCUGCAAGGCCCACCCUUGUAUCAAGGGCCUGUGGUCGCUAGGGGUCACAGAAGGGACCUCAGAAAUUAUCUAGUGCAUACCCAAACAAGAUUCCACAGGGCUGCAGCCUGAGUUAGUGUUCAGCUAGCCCCAGGUGGAAGACUUUCAGUGAUAAAGAACCCCAUUGUCUCCUGAAGGAGCCCAUUCCAUGUUUUGUUUACAGGGCCUCAAUCUGGUUCUUUGCAGCUUUUACCCAUUGCUCUGAGGUUGGCCUCCUGGGGCCAAUCCCUCCUCCUUGAUGGCCAUUCAGAUAGGUAAAGAGAGCUCUUACGUCCUCCUGGGGCUUCUCCAGGCUAAACAUCUUCUAGGUCCUUCACCCUCCUGGCUUGCCUCCUCUGCAUACUCUCCAGUUCAUCGAUGUUCUGUCUAAAAUCGUGUACCUCAAAACCGAACAGAAUACUCAGGUCCUCAGGAUGCCUGGCCUUGCUGCCAGGAACCUCUCUUUAGAGGGAAGGAGGCAGCUGGCUGUGGACUUGACCCGUGUUCUUCCCCUCUAUGGAUUCAUCCUGGAUGCCUACAUCAUUGAGUUUUUUACAGACUGCUUGUGGGAGAAGCUCCCUAGGUCAUGGCAAGAAGUCCUGGAUGGGCUGACCCCACCCCAGAUUGCCACCAUGUUACUUGAGAUGCCUAGUGCUGGGGAAGAGAUCAGGUACAGAUCAGUGUGGCCACUGACCCUUCUGGCCUUGAAGGCGACUGCCCGUGCCCUGGCCUUUACCCGGACACCUGAGUCCCUGGGCCCAUCUGAGUUCCAGGAGAACCCCAGCCAGAGCUCCCGGCUAGCAGCCCAAUUCCGGAAGCACGUCAAGCCCAAGAAACAGCAUGAAAUAAGGCGCCUGGGAGAGCUGGUGAAGAAGCUGAGUGAUCUGACAGGCUGCAACCAUGUGGUGGAUGUGGGCUCUGGCCAGGGUCAUUUCACCCGAUUCCUGGCCUUGGGGCUGGGGCUUUCUGUGACUGGCCUUGAAAAGGAUCGCAGACUGGUGGAAAGAGCCCAGCAUCUGGACCAGGAACUCCUUAGUGUCCUGAAGAAGGAAGAACGGAGGAAACCACAGAUCAUCUCAGCUGUCCCACACCGCCCCCCGAAUCAUGUUGUUAGCUGGGUAGACCCAACUGCUUUGUCUCAGGAGCUCCUGUGUCCCCUGCAGUCUGAGGCAGCUGAAGCCCCGCCUUCACGCUUGCUCCUCACUGGCCUCCAUGCCUGUGGGGACCUAAGUGUGACUAUAUUACAGCACUUUGCCUGCUGCCCCGAGGCAGUGGCUUUGGCUUCUGUCGGCUGCUGCUACAUGAAGCUGAGCACCCCUGGGGGCUACCCCCUGAGCCACUGGGUUAGUGGGCUCCAGGACCACAGCCUGCCCUACAAAUUCCGAGAGGGUGCCUGCCAUGCUUUGGAGGAAUACGCAGAGCGACUUCGGGAAGCAGGCCCUGCCCUCCGUACCCACUGCUACCGAGCAGCAUUAGAGACAGUGAUCCGGAGUGCCCAGCCAGGCCUCUGCAGACCUGGGGUGCAGAGCAUCCCAAGGGCCCACGAGCUGCCCUUGGAAGAAUACAUACGGCUAGGGCUGCAGCGGGUGGGACUGGACCCUGGUCUGCCCCUGGACUUGGCCUCCCUGCAUUCCUGCAUGGCACAGGAACAUCGGGUGGUGGCGUUCUUCAGCCUGGCACUGCUGCUGGCACCACUGGUGGAGACACUGAUCCUGCUGGAUCGGUUGCUUUUCCUCCAGGAGCAAGGUUGCCACGCAGAACUCCUCCCUGUCUUCAGGCCUGAACUAUCUCCUCGAAAUUUGGUCUUGGUGGCUACUAAGACCCCACUGGGCCCAGCACUUUCUGACCUGGAAAUGGAAGGAAGCUGACAGUGAUAGAGGAAGGCAGGCUUUAAGGCCUUUUAAAGCUCUCUAGUUCCUGAGGGCAUAUGUGAGGCCUCUGUAGAAAUGAGGGCCCUGUGCUUAAGCCUCUCCCAUGUGUUUUUACCCCAGGCCUAUCUCAGAUUUUUUUUUCUAUGUGUUAUAUAAAGAUGACCCUUCUAAAAAUUAUUUUUAAAAAAUCAAA
Dromiciops gliroides (monito del monte) is the source of this 2702-nucleotide messenger RNA. RefSeq names its product methyltransferase like 25B (gene METTL25B). Gene Ontology annotation, molecular function: rRNA (adenine-N6,N6-)-dimethyltransferase activity. The transcript is spliced from 9 exons. The record is from RefSeq and is a predicted model, not a curated record. NCBI's taxonomy places the organism in Eukaryota, Metazoa, Chordata, Mammalia, Microbiotheria, Microbiotheriidae. The coding region runs from base 1073 to 2506 and encodes 477 amino acids. Gene Ontology annotation, biological process: rRNA modification.